AUGUUGGAUCUCAACGACAAGACUAAACUGGGGGGCAAUCCGCAAAGGUCAAUACUGUCCAUCACUUCGCCUGCGAAAUUGAACAUAAUAUCUUCUUCAUCGCUAAGCUCGAGUAAUGGUGCUAGUGCAAUUGAUUGGAAAAAACACAAGGCAAGAGUCGGGAAGUCGACUUCGCUGCCCAGAUCAAAGUCUUUAAACGUUGGUAGAAGGAGUAGCCUGCAGGUAAACUCAGCAGCACCAGGCGGUUCAGAAACAACCAACUUGGGGGGCAAGAUCAGUUCCAGCUCCUUUAAUAGACCGAAGCUGUCGCUCACCCAACCGCCCCUGCUGUUGAAAAGAAACUCCUCAUUCUUCAAAGAUGAUUCUCUAUCGAACAGGAUGACAUCAUUUACGGGGGGCAGCGUCAGUGGUGCGAAUGACAACAAUGCAUUGAGUGCACUGACAUUGGGCAAACCGUUGACAGGAUCGCAUGACUUGGAAGAGGCCUGCUCUGUGAAAACAGAUCGCUACAUCCCACUGUAUCAAGGUAACUUGCAAAAUAAAAUUGACCCUGAAGCUGUCAAAGAGGAGCUUCCACCACCUAACGCAUCUCCAAAAGCUCAUUUGCAAGCACAGACAAAGACUGUAUUCAAGCAGAACGUUGCAGAAGCGUGUGGUUUGAACAUGAACCAGAGAAUCCUACAGUACUUACCGCAACCACCUGUUGCGUCAUUCAAGAGACAGACAUACCAGUUGAAGCAGAGGAACCAGUACAACUACUCGCAGGGACCUCGGGAUAUUAUGAAACUGAGGAAAAUUAAUACAAAUCCAGAGAGGAUAUUAGACGCCCCUGGGUUUCGCGAUGACUUCUAUUUGAAUCUGUUGAGUUGGUCACAGAAUAACAUGAUUGCGAUAGGACUGGAUACAGCAGUUUACAUAUGGGACGCAUCCACUGGAGAUGUCUCUUUGUUAGUAGACUCACCUAAUAGUCUUAUCUCCAGUAUUGUCUGGUCUGACGAUUCUUGUCAUGUUUCCAUAGGGAAGGACGACGGCAACACCGAAAUCUGGGACAUUGAAACGAUGUCCCUAAUAAGAACAAUGAGAUCAGGGUUAGGUGUUAGAAUUGGAUCGCAAUCAUGGUUGGAUACACUAGUAGCAGCUGGCUCUCGGAGUGGUGAAAUCCAAAUCAACGACGUGAGAGUGAAGAACCAUAUUGUUUCCACUUGGGAUCAGCAUGAGGGCGAAGUCUGCGGGCUAAGUUAUAAACCGGACGGGUUACAGCUGGCAUCCGGAGGUAACGACAACACAGUAAUGCUCUGGGAUACAAGGACAUCGAUGCCGCAGUAUGUACAAAGAAACCACAACGCUGCGGUUAAGGCACUUAGCUGGUGCCCCUACAUGCCCAACGUUCUCGCCAGUGGUGGGGGGCAAAACGACAAACACAUCCAUUUUUGGAACAGUACGACAGGUGGACGACUGGGAUCUAUAAACACGGGCUCACAAGUAAGCUCUUUGCAUUGGGGACAGUCCUAUAACGGCAACGGUUCGAUGAACAGGGAGAUAGUAGCCACGGGUGGGAACACAGAGAACGCUGUCUCAGUAUUCAACUUUGAUACGAAAUUCAAAGUGGCAGAGAUUGCCAAGGCCCACGAAUCGCGCAUUUGCACAUCACAACUCUCUCCUGAUGGGACUACGGUUGCGACAGUAGGAGGUGACGAGAAUUUGAAAUUUUACAAAGUCUUUGAGCCUCGCAGGCAGGUGAAAAGGCGGCAGAAAAGCGGUGGAUUGGUGGAAGAUGUAGUAUCCAUCUUUGGGACAAGUUCUGCAUUAACGCUCGAGAGCCAAUUCGACUCGCAUCACACCAACCCGAACAACCCUACAACUGACUCUAGAAAUAAGGAUUCUCCAAACAAAACGACCUCAUCAAACUCAUAUCUCAUUAGAUAA
Messenger RNA from Huiozyma naganishii CBS 8797, 1926 nucleotides. RefSeq names its product ubiquitin-protein transferase activating protein CDC20 (gene CDC20). Bases 1 to 1926 code for a protein of 641 amino acids. The transcript has a single exon. Gene Ontology annotation, cellular component: anaphase-promoting complex. The record is from RefSeq and is a predicted model, not a curated record. Gene Ontology annotation, molecular function: protein binding; ubiquitin ligase activator activity; anaphase-promoting complex binding. Gene Ontology annotation, biological process: anaphase-promoting complex-dependent catabolic process; positive regulation of ubiquitin protein ligase activity; positive regulation of anaphase-promoting complex-dependent catabolic process. Lineage: Eukaryota; Fungi; Ascomycota; Saccharomycetes; Saccharomycetales; Saccharomycetaceae.